CAAACAUGGGGACAAUUUAUCUUUUCCGGAAGACACAACGAUCUCUGUUGGGCAAGUUAACACAGGAAUUUCGACUUGUAACAGCAGACCGAAGAUCCUGGAAGAUCUUGCUGUUUGGUGCAAUAAAUGUGGUAUGCACAGGUUUCUUGCUCACAUGGUGCAGCUCUACAAACAGUAUGGCUUUAACAGCCUAUACCUACCUGACUAUAUUUGAUCUUUUCAGUUUGAUCACAUGUUUGAUAAGUUAUUGGGUGAUGAUGAAGAAACCGAGUCCAACAUAUUCCUUUGGGUUUGAAAGGUUUGAAGUAUUGUCUGUCUUUGCAUCUACGGUGCUGGCCCAACUGGGGGCUCUCUUUAUUCUUAAAGAAAGUGCAGAGCGGUUUGUGGAACAGCCAGAGAUCCACACAGGUCGACUGCUUGUGGGAACAUUUGUUGCCCUGUGUUUCAACUUGUUUAGCAUGCUGUCUAUUAGAAAUAAACCAUUUGCCUAUGUUUCAGAAGCUGCCAGCACUAGUUGGCUCCAGGAACAUGUUGCGGACCUGAGCCGAAGUUUAUGUGGGAUAAUCCCAGGUCUGAGCAGUAUUUUCCUCCCUCGGAUGAAUCCAUUUGUGUUGAUUGACAUUGCUGGUGCUCUAGCUCUCUGCAUUACAUAUAUGCUAAUUGAAAUAAAUAACUAUUUUGCUGUGGACACUGCAUCUGCCAUUGCUAUAGCCGUGAUGACGUUUGGAACAAUGUAUCCAAUGAGUGUAUAUAGUGGAAAAGUUCUUCUUCAGACAACACCACCCCAUGUUAUUGGGCAACUCGAUAAACUUCUUCGAGAGGUUUCCACACUGGAUGGUGUUCUAGAAGUUCGGAAUGAGCAUUUCUGGACACUGGGAUUUGGGACUAUGGCCGGGUCAGUGCACGUGCGAAUUAGAAGAGAUGCCAAUGAACAGAUGGUAUUGGCACAUGUCACAAAUCGCCUUAACACCUUGGUUUCAAGCUUAACUGUUCAGAUUUUCAAGGAUGAGUGGGCAAGACCCGUGUUAGCCUCUGGUGCCAUGCCACCCAACAUGUUGAACAUCCCAGACCAUCAUGUAAUUCAGAUGCCCUCUUUGAAGUCCACAAUGGAUGAGUUAAAUCCAAUGACCUCCACGCCAUCCAAGCCUAGUAGCCCACCUCCAGAGUUUGCAUUUAAUACGCCUGGCAAAAAUAUGAACCCAGUUAUACUUUCAAACAACCAGACAAGACCAUCGGGUGUAGGAUUUAAUUAUGGGACCACACCAUAUACCACUACAUUUAAUCACGGACUUGGGGUGCCUGGCAUUGGCAACACACAGGGUUUACGAACUGGUCUUACAAAUGUGGCCAACAGAUAUGGAACUUACACUCCAGGACAAUUCACCCAGUUCAAGCAAUGACAGUAUCUCCAUUUUAAUAAAUUUGUAUUUUUGUCACUUUUGCUGUUCCUCUAAUUCUUUGUCCAUCAUUUAUAUCAUAUAAUAGAGGGAGUCAAAGCUAAUGGAGUCUACCAGGACAGAGGUGUAUUGUGACGAAGAAAAGCAAACCAUUUAUUAACACCAAGCUUUUGAGGUGAUGAGUUCUUCUGAAUAUGCCAUUCUGGGGCUGCAAGAAGAAAUAUUUUUUUAAAUAAAGGACUGAACUUUUUUUUUUCCUAAAUCUUUAAAGGAAUGACUUGGAUACUAGUAGAGGAAAAAUAUGCGCAGACAAAGCAGAAAUGUGCAAACCACCUAUCAGGCAUCACACCUCACACAUCACACAUCAAAGCUGAGCUAGGUUUGUUUUGGAACUGAAGAAUAGCAAGUAUAGUAUUUAUGAGAUGUAUCAUCUUACAUUCUGAGAGUUAUGGAUGAUUGUAUUACACUUUUAUGCUAUUUUGGGUUUAUUCUUCAAUGUAAGUUUUUUCCUUAUUUUUUAAACUGUAUGUUUUAAUUAUUUUAAAAACUUUGAUUUGCUUUUUUCAUUUUAGUGAUUAUUUAAAGGGAAAAUAUCACUGAGAAAUUAAAUUGGAUUUACUUUGCUAUUAAAA
Xenopus tropicalis (tropical clawed frog) is the source of this 2029-nucleotide messenger RNA. RefSeq names its product solute carrier family 30 (zinc transporter), member 6 (gene slc30a6). Lineage: Eukaryota; Metazoa; Chordata; Amphibia; Anura; Pipidae. Gene Ontology annotation, biological process: monoatomic cation transport; transmembrane transport; intercellular transport. Gene Ontology annotation, molecular function: monoatomic cation transmembrane transporter activity; zinc ion transmembrane transporter activity. Gene Ontology annotation, cellular component: Golgi apparatus; membrane; apical plasma membrane. The record is from RefSeq and is marked provisional.